Notothenia coriiceps (black rockcod) is the source of this 4382-nucleotide messenger RNA. RefSeq names its product cryptochrome-1-like. NCBI's taxonomy places the organism in Eukaryota, Metazoa, Chordata, Actinopteri, Perciformes, Nototheniidae. The record is from RefSeq and is a predicted model, not a curated record. Gene Ontology annotation, molecular function: DNA binding; FAD binding. Gene Ontology annotation, biological process: circadian regulation of gene expression; negative regulation of DNA-templated transcription; entrainment of circadian clock by photoperiod. Gene Ontology annotation, cellular component: nucleus; cytoplasm. The transcript has 15 exons. Bases 97 to 2058 code for a protein of 653 amino acids.
UCUGCACUACCCCGUACAUCGUAACACUGGGAAGAAAUGCGUCUUUCUUUGGAAUUGAAAUAAAUAUAAACUACAAGGAGCAGGCAUAAGAACAAAAUGGCCCCAAAUUCCAUCCACUGGUUCCGUAAAGGCCUGCGUCUCCAUGACAACCCGGCCCUGCUGCAGGCGGUCAAAGGAGCCGGCACUGUGCGCUGCGUCUACUUCCUGGACCCUUGGUUUGCAGGCUCGUCCAACGUCGGUGUCAACAGGUGGAGGUUUCUCCUUCAGUGUUUGGAGGAUCUUGAUGCCAACCUUAGGAAGCUCAACUCUCGCCUCUUUGUCAUCAGAGGCCAACCAGCCAACGUGUUCCCACGGCUCUUUAAGGAGUGGAAGAUCUCUCGCCUGACCUUUGAGUACGAUACGGAGCCGUUUGGGAAGGAGAGAGACGCUGCCAUCAAGAAGCUGGCCAUGGAGGCCGGGGUGGAGGUCAUCGUCAAGACGUCACACACCCUCUACGAUCUAGACAAGAUCAUAGAGCUGAAUGGCGGACAGCCUCCUCUCACCUACAAGCGUUUCCAGACUCUGAUCAGUCGAAUGGAUCCUCCUGAGAUGCCCGUGGAGACGCUGUCAGACGCCCUGAUGGGUCGCUGCGUCACCCCCGUCUCUGAGGACCACGGAGAAGAGUACGGGGUCCCGUCCCUGGAGGAGCUAGGCUUUGACACAGAGGGCCUGCCUACAGGCGUCUGGCCCGGAGGAGAGACCGAGGCUCUGACGAGGAUAGAGCGCCAUCUGGAGAGAAAGGCGUGGGUGGCUAACUUUGAGCGUCCCAGAAUGAACGCCAACUCGUUGCUCGCCAGCCCGACUGGCCUCAGCCCAUACCUGCGCUUCGGCUGCCUCUCCUGCCGCCUGUUCUACUUCAAGCUCACCGACCUCUACCGCAAGGUGAAAAAGAACAGCUCCCCUCCACUCUCCCUGUACGGCCAGCUACUGUGGCGAGAGUUCUUCUACACCACAGCAACCAACAACCCACGCUUCGACAAGAUGGAGGGAAACCCGAUCUGCGUGCGUAUCCCGUGGGACAAAAAUCCUGAAGCACUUGCCAAAUGGGCGGAGGCUAAGACAGGAUUUCCCUGGAUUGACGCUAUCAUGACUCAGCUACGGAAGGAGGGCUGGAUCCAUCACCUGGCCCGGCAUGCUGUGGCCUGCUUCCUCACGAGGGGCGACCUUUGGAUCAGUUGGGAGGAAGGGAUGAAGGUGUUUGAGGAGCUUCUCCUCGACGCAGACUGGAGCGUGAACGCAGGCAGCUGGAUGUGGCUGUCCUGCAGUUCAUUUUUCCAGCAGUUUUUCCACUGCUACUGCCCUGUGGGCUUCGGCCGUCGGACCGACCCCAACGGGGACUUCAUUAGACGAUACUUACCUGUCCUCCGAGGUUUCCCUGCAAAGUACAUCUACGACCCGUGGAACGCUCCGGAGUCCGUGCAGGCCGCGGCCAAGUGCAUCAUAGGCGUCCAUUACCCCAAACCCAUGGUGCAUCACGCAGAGGCGAGCCGGCUCAACAUCGAGAGGAUGAAGCAGAUCUACCAGCAGCUGAGCCGAUACAGAGGACUGGGCCUGCUGGCAUCAGUCCCGUCCUCCAAUGGGAACGGGAAUGGAGGAAUGAUGGCCUACCCCCUCGGAGAGCAGCAGCCAGGGACCAACAACAACAAUUCACAUUUGCCUGGAGUGUCGGGGAGUUCGGUUGCAGCGAGUAACGGCAGCGGGAACAUCCUGCACUUUCAAAAUGAAGAAGAAAUGGGGCCUAGCAGCAGACAACAACAACAACAACAACAACAACAACAACAACAACAACAACAACAGCAGCAGCAUGGAUACCCCUCAGUGCCAGAAGCCAGCCAGACCAUCACCAGCAGCCGACUCUACCACGAGUUCGCCGUGCCUCAACACCCAGGACUUCUGCACAGCAGAGGAAGCAUUACAGGAAAGAGGGAGCGUGAAUCGGAACGAGAAGGGUCGGGGGAGAGAGACCCGGCGUCCUUCUCCAUGCAGAAGAUGCAGAGGCAGAGUGCACAGACAACCUAGAGCAGCCGUUGAUGAUAAUGAGGAUUAAUUUUAAAUCACCAUCCAACCAGCAGAGAGAGGAAAUCCCAACAUGACCGCCCGUCCUCCAAACACACGCUGACAUCAGACACCUAAUCUCUGUCUUUAACGUCAGAAAUUCCCAGGGGUGCAAACGCAGAGGUGAAAAUGUGACUUUUGACACUUUUUCUAGAAGUCCAUUGAACUCUGACCUCUUGCAUGCAGGUGUGAAGAUGCAAGGGGACUGUGCAAAGUAACAAAACACCUGAAACUUGCACAGGAAAAAUGAUUUGUAAAUAUAUAAAUACAUUAUUGUCUUAAAACUGCUUCCACCAGUUACAGUAGUACAUACUGUGUGAACUCUGAAGCAGCUAUACAUGUAAAUUAUAGAACAAUUCAACUCUUGCUAUACAGAUUUUUUCCAGAGACCUUUUUGUACUUUAACUACAUCUUUGUGCUAUCUACGUCACCCUGUUCUACAUUCCUAUGGUUUCACCAUGAUUUGUUAUAGAAUUAUUCUGAUUUUCAUAGCUGUUAUAUUUCCGUGAUAUCUUUAUUUGAAUUUGCCCUUGAAAAUUCACUCCCAUUCGCAACUCUUUGUUUCCCCCAGAAAUAUUGAGAGUUUCUAAAAGAUUCUGUGUGUAGAAGAAAAUUGUAUAACUUUGGAGAAUCUCUGAGGCCUUCUGUGCUGAAAUUUGAACUUUUUUGCUGUGCAACACGUUCAACAACCAAAAACAUGUUGUGAUUCAUUUACGAGAGGAUGUGGAUGUAACUUCUUUCCAAUAACAUGAGGACAGAGAACAGUUUGCUGAAAACUCCUUUCAAAGUGUUUGUUUUUUUCGAAGAUAUUUUAUAAAAACCAAAACGUGCUGUAUAACAAAUUAAAAAAAGUUGAGUUGACACAAAAAGAGAGAAACAACAUUCCUCAAAAACCACUGUACCCUCCUGAAGAGUGCUGCACAAGGAGUUUAUUUCUUAUGUAUUGCUUCUUGCAACAUUUUGCAGCCCAGAUUUGUGAAAUUGUAAAUACAAAAUUUCAAAUAACUAACUUUUUCAGAGUGUCCACGAUCUCAUGAAACGAACGAUGGUAAGCGCAUACAAAGGGGAUGCAAAAUGGCCACUGUAAAGUUGUCUAUUGGAGGAUUGUGUCUUAUUUAAUUUCUACCAAACCCUCACUUUCACCUUUAAUGCCAAAACUAAUGUCAGGUUUCUAGGUUUGGUACACAUGAAGUAACAAAUCAAAAACUCUAGACGAUGAAAUAAACAGUGUAUGCUCCCCUGACGGCUAACCCACCAUAGCAGUCACAAACUCCAAAAAGGAGACAUGUAGGCCACUUAAGUAUUCAGUGAAUAGCUGCAGCAUAUAUUUAAAAUGUCUAAAUUGUAAUGGCCUGCAGAUUGGAGCUAAUGGCGGCUUGUCCAAGCUCUACCGAGCAAGUUCUGGUUUCAGUGGAGAUUUGAAGAGUUUUGUCUGUGUACACUACAGUACUCAAUAUUUAUACAUCUACAAGUUGAACAAAGUUGUUUUUGUUAGUUUUGUUGAGCAGAUGCCAUCUAUCAUCUCUGUAAUAUGUAUCUAUUUCUUCGCUUCUUGUGUUGUGAAAUACUUGUCUUGUGCUUGAUUAAGUUCAUGACAGGAAAUAAAAAACUGUUAACACCUUUUCAAACGCUUCAAACCCAAAGUUAACGCUUGCGAUUGAUCAAAUUAUAGCAAAUGAAUCACAUAACCAAGUAUGACCUAAAGUUGCUCCCGUAAUACACAGCAGUAAAAAGGCAAAUAAAUCGCAAAAGACCAAGCACCCAGGCAGUACGCGGCAGUAGUUGUAGUGGCCAAAAUAUGCUUUUUGAUGCCGUUUCAGACCGUGACGUAAUUGGGUCCACAAAUACUUUUUUUAACCAAACAUUCAGAAUCUGAAAACACUUGUUUGAUCUAAUAUUAGAUCUGAGCAUUGCUGUCCUUUCUGAAAUUCCCAGGGAAUGUUUUCAGUUUUUAUUUAAAAACGUUUUUCAUAAUUACGUCGGAAGAAGUGGUAAGAAAAAUUGAAUUAUAUUUUUGAAUACUUUGACCUGGCUAAUAACUUUAAAUGAUCAUGGAUAGGAGAGGACAGGCCAGGCUAUCAUUAAAGGAAAUCCAUAUCAUCUUGUCAACAAGCUGAGAACGAGCAUGACCUUGCGUGCUUCCUAGUUCUGGUGGUGCUUAUUUUGAGGGAGCAGCGUAUAAUACUCACCAAAACAAAUCGAAACUCAUCCCUUCCCCAGCCCCAUGACAGGAUUAACUUUCGCUACAGUUUCAGCUGUCUGUUGUGUAACCUGUCUUUCCUUGAAAA